Rangifer tarandus platyrhynchus (Svalbard reindeer) is the source of this 1086-nucleotide messenger RNA. Lineage: Eukaryota; Metazoa; Chordata; Mammalia; Artiodactyla; Cervidae. The record is from the annotation of a GenBank genome assembly.
AUGAAGCUGUCAGUCAGCUCCCCACUCCCCGAGGCGCAGGCACCUGCAAAAACUAAUGUUCAGGACACCUGCCUGUUACCUAUCGAGGAAGUGGAGGAGUUGGGAUUCAAACCUAGGCUGCCUUACUCCUGGGUUGUGCUCUUAACUCCGACACCGUAUAUUCUGCGAGGAGUCCCUGUAAGGUUACGGUUUGGCCCAUGCCUGCUGCCUCUCUGCCCUGCUCCAUUUCCCUUGAGGUCUGUUGGCUACCCAGUCUUCACGGAAGGAGACUUGUACAUUUUCCAACGGAACGUCACUCUCGACACUCAGUUACUUCUGCUGGACUGUGCCACCUACCUGAAGCUCGUCCCUCCUGCUAGCGGUGGUCACCCACACCACCGCCUCCGGAUCUUCAUCUCCUUGUCACCCCUUGCCCUGGGCACCACUUGUGGUCUUGGAAGUCAAGAGCCCAGCCGGGCCUCAGCUCCUCAUUCUGCAGUUAGGGGCUGUGGAGGUCUCCAUCAAGCUGGCCCAGAGUCCAGCGAGGAGCAGCGAAGUACGCACACACGUCUCAUUGUGACAAGAGAGGCCACUUAUGCAGCGGUCAGCGCCCAGCUGCAGCGGCCUCGUGAGACAAGCCAGCCUCAGGAAAGGGACGCUCCUCCGCCUGGGCCCACGCGGCCACGCACCCAGCCGUCGGGCGUGACUCAGCUCGCGCCCCGGCCUGGGGCGGGGCCAGACGAGCAACAAAAGAAGCGUUCGAACCCGCCCUCCCGGGGCUGUCCGCAACUGCCGCGCCGCGCGGCCCCGCCCCUCCCGGAGGCGGCCCUGGGGGCGGCCAUUGCUGGGCCGGCCGAGCCCGGGGGCGGGGGCUGCGGCUCUCAGGCGGCCCCCGCCCUCGGAGUCGCCCCGCCCCCGCCUCGCCUCUGCGCCUGCGCGCUGCGCUACUUCGCUCGGCCGGGCUCCCCGCGCGGGCUGGAUCCGGAAAACUCACCUGCCCGGCGUUCCUGGCACCCGGACCAAUGGGGUUCUUUCUUCGGAAGAAACCAGCUACCUUGCGUCCUUCCGCAGCCUCUGUCUGUCCAGCCGCGCGCACUAGUGAAGUGA